CCCCUUGUUCCCUGGCCCCUGUAGCUUGUGCUUGUGUAGUGUUGUAGGUGGGGAGAGAACCCAUGUCUUCCCCCCCUCCAGUGUAGCCGAGAGAGGGCCACUUGCUGGGGGAUGUUUAGGAAACCUCGGGAGGAAAAACAGAGAAAUGUGAUGGGGCGCACCAGUCGUGUGGUGGUGGCGGGGGCCCGACAGUGUGGCAAGACCUCCAUACUUGAGAAGGCCAUCUAUGCAAACUCAACAGCUGAAAAGCAGUACAUCCCCACGGUGGAGGACACCUAUGUGGGCAUUGUGGAGACGGAGCGAGGGACACGGGAGAAGCUGCGGUUCUAUGACACAGCAGGUCUGGACGCCCAGCACCGCAACCUGCCGCAGCACUACCACGCCCUGGCUGAUGGCUACGUGCUGGUGUACAGUGUGACAGACAGCCUCUCCUUCCAGCUCCUCACUGACAUGAAGAAGGACAUAGACCGCCACAAGGAGAAGAAAGAUGUCCCCAUCAUCAUCCUGGGCAACAAGAGUGACCUGGCAGGCAGCAGCGGCGGGGUGGAUGAAGCAACAGCUGAGCGGUGGGCAGCGGGGGAGCGGCUGAGGGUGUGGCAGGUAAACACAGUGGACCGCAACCUGCUGCUGGAGCCGUUCAUGAACCUUGCCUCCCGUCUCAACCCGCAGCCCAACAAGACCUCCUUCCCUCAGCUUCAUAUGGGCCGCAAGAACAAGGACUGAGGCAGCCAUGGAAGUGAGGGACAUGCGGCCUUCAGGGAUCAUUUGGACUUGGUUAUUUCAAUUUAAAUUUCGUGCAGGUCAUAUUUUUCUCCUUGUAAUUUAUAAUACUUGCUUUAUCCUCCAAAAUACUUCUUCAUUUCCAGGGAAAUUGGGUAUUAUGUUAUUGGUGGUAUCUUGUUUGUAAUUAUCAAGUUGAAGAAUUAUGAGUGAUGGAUAAAUCAAGGACAGACACUGCAAGCAUGUACAGUACAGCAAUAUUGCCAUUCAUCAUCCUUGAGGGAUUUAGGGUUGUAGCUUGUCAGUAUCUUGUCUUUGGUAACAAGUGGUUGUUAUUGGCAACACUAGUCUGCUGCCACUGUUGCAUUCCAAAAUGUGAAAUUAUAGGUGAUGUGCCUUUGCAGUGGAUGAUCUGACCACAUAGUACAAGUUGACUUAUUUAUUUUUACACAGGUUCCUCCCUACUAAGUACUUUUAAGUAUUGUAAAAAUUUAUGACCAAAUCAGUAAAGUUGCCAAAUUUUAUUAAGGUGCCACUUUUGAUGAUAAAUGCACAAGUCAUCCACAUUCUGCCACAAAACUCCAUAUAAAAGGUAAAGCUGUAUUAUUCAGUUGUCAUAAACACAGGGCACUCUUCCCUGAGAAGAGAUUAGUAAUGUGGAAGUUUAGGCAGAAGAUUUAGUACCUAUAUAGUGGAUAAAUUUUAGUGUUAACUAAAAAUUAUUUAAUAUAUCAUUGUGAAAGAAAUUAGGGUGCUAUAUAUCAACAAACAUAUAUACAUACCCUCUAAGAAAGAAAAUGUGCUCAUCAAAUUAUUGUAGGUGCCCACAUAUAUUGCUGGAAGCCAGCAUCUACCUAAGAGAAUGUUCAGAUUGUACUGAGAUCCCUGUAGACUUAGAUGUCAGAAAUCCUUCGUGCAACUGUACUGCGUCUGCAGGUCCCCCAAGCAGGCCAGUCAGCAACCUUUACAUUCCUAGGGCCUCAUCUUCUUGGGUAGAAUGGAAUCGAUUCUUUCAUCAAGUAACCUUCAUAUAUAAUUUGAAAGUAAUAACAAGGUAAUCCUGUUGGUCUGUGUGAAGUUUGACCAAUCAAAACCAACCAUUGACAACAUUGCUGUCAUAAUUUGUGGAAUAGCUUUCAAUUCCCCCACCAGUACCUGGCAGACACAUUAUUAGUCCUGAGAUAAAGGAUACUUGACCCAUUUUGUAUUUAACAUGGACAUUUUAGCUAAUAUAAAAUCAUUUCCUUUUCUCAAAGGGGACAAUUUUAUUGUAACCUUUUUGGUCUGUUGUAGCUAAUAAAUGUGAAAAUUUC
This is a messenger RNA of Scylla paramamosain (green mud crab), 2033 nucleotides long. Its product is annotated as NF-kappa-B inhibitor-interacting Ras-like protein 2. The record is from RefSeq and is a predicted model, not a curated record. Gene Ontology annotation, biological process: canonical NF-kappaB signal transduction; Ral protein signal transduction. Gene Ontology annotation, molecular function: GTPase activity; GTPase activating protein binding; GTP binding. Lineage: Eukaryota; Metazoa; Arthropoda; Malacostraca; Decapoda; Portunidae. The coding region runs from base 112 to 723 and encodes 203 amino acids. The transcript has 4 exons.